CCGGCGCUCCACGCCGCGUUUUAAGCGUCGAGCCACGCGCGCGUCGCGCUCGCGCCUUCCGCCAUGCAGGGCAUGCCCAUGGGCGGCCGCGCCGGGGGCGGCUACGGCCAGCAGCCGGGCAUCAUCCUGCUCCGCGAGGGCACGGACAGCAGCCAGGGGAAGCCGCAGCUCAUUUCGAACAUCAACGCCUGCGGCGCCGUCGUCGACAGCGUGCGAUCGACCCUGGGCCCCCGGGGCAUGGACAAGCUCAUGUACGACGGGAACAAGGUGACCAUCUCCAACGACGGCGCGACGAUCAUGAAGCUCUUGGACAUCGUGCACCCGGCGGCGCGCGUGCUCGCGGAGAUCAGCAUGUCCCAGGACAGCGAGGUCGGCGACGGCACGACGUCCGUCGUGCUGUUGGCCGGGGAGAUGCUCAAGCAGGUCAAGCCCUUCGUCGAGGACGGGCUCCACCCGCAGACGAUCGCGCGGGGCGUCCGCAAGGCCGUCGACCUCGUCUCCGCGCGGCUCAAGGCCAUCGCCGUGACGCCGCCCGAGGCCAUGCGGCGGAAGCGUCUGGAGAUCCUCGCGGGCACGGCGCUGAACUCGAAGCUCAUCGCCAACUACAAGGACCUGUUCGCGCCGAUGGUCGUCGACGCGAUCAUGGCGCUGGACACGUCGCUUCUCGACCUCAAGCUCGUCGGCGUCAAGAAGGUGCCCGGCGGCUCCGUGACGGACUCCUUCGCCGUCCAGGGCGUGGCCUUCAAGAAGACCUUCAGUUACGCGGGCUUCGAGCAGAUGACGAAGUCCUUCGAGAACUGCAAGGUGCUCUGCCUCAACGUCGAGCUCGAGCUCAAGAGCGAGAAGGAGAACGCGGAGGUGCGCAUCAGCGACCCCGACGACUACCAGUCCAUCGUCGACGCCGAGUGGCAGAUCAUCUACGACAAGCUCGAUUUCUGCGUCGACUGCGGCGCGAACGUCGUGCUGUCGAAGCUGCCCAUCGGCGACCUCGCGACGCAGUACUUCGCGGACCGGGGCCUCUUCUGCGCGGGCCGCGUGCCGGACCAGGACAUGGAGCGCGUCGUCAAGGCCACGGGCGCCGUCACGCAGACGUCCGUGUUGGAUCUGACGCGCGCGGGCGUCCUCGGCCGCUGCGCGCUCUUCGAGGAGAAGCAGGUCGGCAACGAGCGCUACAACGUCUUCACGGGCUGCCCCGCGGCGAAGACGGCGACCAUCGUCCUCCGGGGCGGGUCCGAGCAGUUCAUCGAGGAGAGCCACCGCUCCAUCCACGACGCGCUCAUGAUCGCGAAGCGCGGCGCGGGCGACGCGCGCGUCGUCGGCGGCGGCGGCGCGGUCGAGAUGGAGCUGAGCCGCGACCUGCGGGCCCAGGCGCUCGAGGUCCACGGCAAGGACCAGCUCAUCAUGCUCGCCAUCGCCAAGGCGCUCGAGAUCAUCCCGACGCAGCUCGCGAUGAACUCGGGCUUCGACCCGACGGACGUGCUCAACGCGCUCCGCAAGAAGCACGCCGACGACCCGGAGGCCAACCUCUGGUACGGCGUCGACUGCGACGAGCGCGACUCCAUCCAGGACACCAUGGCCGCGGAGAUCUGGGAGCCCGCGUUGAACAAGGCCAACUCGAUCUACGCGGCGUGCGAGGCCGCGUGCCUCAUCCUCAAGAUCGACGAGACCGUGCGCAACCCGCGGUCCCAGGACCCGGGCGCCGCCGACAAGUCCGGCGUGUCCCUCCAGCAGCAGCAGCAGCGCACGUCCGCCGCCAUGGGCGGCCGCGGCAUGGCGGGCAUGAUGGGCCGCGGCGGCCGCGGCGUCCGCCGCCUCAAGUAGGCGACCCCGGCCGCUCGUGUCGCGCCACGCCGCGCGCGGACGCCCCCGCCGCGACCUCGGGCGGGGGGGGUACCUCUUAACAUCCGACGACCCCG
Messenger RNA from Aureococcus anophagefferens, 1916 nucleotides. RefSeq lists its product as hypothetical. The record is from RefSeq and is a predicted model, not a curated record. The transcript has a single exon. Bases 64 to 1821 code for a protein of 585 amino acids. Gene Ontology annotation, biological process: protein folding. Gene Ontology annotation, cellular component: chaperonin-containing T-complex. NCBI's taxonomy places the organism in Eukaryota, Pelagophyceae, Pelagomonadales, Pelagomonadaceae. Gene Ontology annotation, molecular function: ATP-dependent protein folding chaperone; ATP binding; ATP hydrolysis activity.